Molecule: messenger RNA, 1867 nt
Organism: Quercus robur (English oak)
Lineage: Eukaryota; Viridiplantae; Streptophyta; Magnoliopsida; Fagales; Fagaceae
Product: 4-coumarate--CoA ligase-like 9
Exons: 6
Coding region: 61-1725 (554 amino acids)
Molecular function (GO): CoA-ligase activity
Source: RefSeq, a predicted model, not a curated record
AGUCCUCACUUCCCUUACGCCUCCUUCCCUUCCGUUCUGUGCAUCCAAGCCAUCCCAAAAAUGGCGAACCACCACAACUCCACAAUCGACCCGAACAGUGGCUUCUGCUCACAAACCAAAAUCUACCACAGUCUCAGACCAACCAUUUCUCUUCCUCCACUCACCACACCACUCUCCAUCACCGACUACCUCUUCCCUGACCUCAACUCCUCUCCGCCUCCAACCACCGCCGCCACCGCAGCUCUCAUCGACGCCACCACUCACCGCCUCAUUUCCUUCCCAGACUUCGCUCGCCGAAUCCAAACCCUAACUUCCUCCCUCCAAAACCGCCUCCACCUCUCCAAGGGCGACACGGCCUUCAUUCUCUCCCCUAACUCUCUCCACGUUCCAAUCCUCCACUUCUCUCUCCUCUCCUUAGGCGUCGUCGUUUCGCCUUCCAACCCGGCCAGCACCAAACCCGAGAUUUCCCGCCAAAUCCACCUCAGCAAACCCGUCAUCGCGUUCGCCACUUCAGAAACCGCCGCCAAAAUCCCCUCCCUCCGGUGCGGAACCGUCUUGCUCGACUCGCCGGAGUUCGAGUCCUUGAUGACGCGUCCGACGACCGGAGAUAAUAAUAAUAAUAAACAACGAGUUACCGUGAACCAGUCCGACACGGCGACAAUUCUGUACUCCUCCGGCACGACCGGGCGAAUCAAGGGCGUCGAGUUGACUCACCGGAACUGGAUAUCAGUAGUGGCCGGAGUUUUCGCGGCGCGUGAGCUUCGAUCUUCGCCGGCGGUGGUUCUGUGUACGGUUCCGUUCUUCCACGUGUACGGAAUGGGCUUGUUCAUGAGGGAAUUGGCGAUGGGUCACAGUGUGGCGGUGUGUACGGGGCCCAAGUUUGAUCUAACGGCUGUGAUGAGAGCGAUCGAGGAGUUUAGAGUUACGCACGUGGCAUUGGCCCCACCUGUUGCUGUGGCUAUGAUUAAGGGGAAUUUGAUGGACGGCUAUGAUUUGAGAUUUCUUGAAGUCGUGGCUUGUGGCGGCGCUCCUCUACAGCGCAGCGUCCUUGUUAAGUUCAAGGAACGGUUUCCCAAUUUGCAAGUGGCGCAGGCCUACGGUUUGACCGAGGUAACGGGCCGAGUGUUCGGAACAGUGGGCCUGAAAGAAUGCGGAGUAGUGGGUGCAACAGGGAAGCUUUUGUCAAAUUCGGAAGCCAAGAUUGUGGACCCUGAUACUGGCAUUGGUUUGCCUCCUAUGAUGCCUGGGGAGCUUUGGCUUAGAGGACCAUCCGUUAUGAAGGGUUACGUUGGAGAUGCAGCGGCAACUACUGAAAUUCUUGGUUCAGAUGGAUGGUUAAGAACUGGAGAUUUAUGUUAUUUUGACAAUGAAGGUUUCCUGUUUUUCGUGGAACGCAUAAAGGAAUUAAUCAAAUACAAAGGCUACCAGGUUGCCCCAGCAGAACUGGAGUAUCUGCUUCAUUCUCAUCCAGAAGUUGCUGAUGUAGCUGUUGCUCCGUAUCCUGAUGAGGAAGUAGGUCAAUUACCGAUGGCUUUUAUUGUAAGACAUAAUGGUAGCACCAUUGAUGAACCACAAAUCAUGGAUUUUGUUGCCAAACAGGUUGCUCCCUACAAGAGAAUACGGCGAGCGAUGUUCGUUGAUAUGAUACCAAAAAAUGCCCCGGGUAAGGUGUUGAGGAAGGAACUAAUCAAACUUGCAUUAUCAAAAGCUACCUCGAAAUUAUAAAUUUCAAAGGUGUUAUUUUUUAUGAUUUUUAUAGAUAUUCAUAUAAUUUGUAUACUCUACCAAAAUUGGUCUUUGUUUCCUGUAAAGAUAAGAAUAUUGUUUUACUUAUUGCCAGUUGAGACAAUUACAUAGUUUUACAUUA